Messenger RNA from Sinocyclocheilus grahami, 493 nucleotides. RefSeq names its product endosomal/lysomomal potassium channel TMEM175-like. Bases 157 to 432 code for a protein of 91 amino acids. The record is from RefSeq and is a predicted model, not a curated record. NCBI's taxonomy places the organism in Eukaryota, Metazoa, Chordata, Actinopteri, Cypriniformes, Cyprinidae. The transcript has 2 exons.
CCCAGGAGGACUUGAACACAGCAUUAGUUAACAUUACUUCUCUGGUCAUUACGAAAGAACUUCCGGUCAGCUGAUAGUGUGUCAUCGGUGUUUGCAAACAAAUCUACUGUGGCUUCAUGCUUGCCCCGUCCACUGACAGCACACACCGCCGCGGUCAUGGGAGACAAUGAUGAACGCGAAAUAAUCCAGCACCGCGAUGACGAGGAGAUGGAGAAGACGCGGACGCCGAGGAAUCACGCGCGGUCCUUUCUGGAGAGCGUCGCGUCGUCGGAGAAGGACGGAUACAGUAGCACGCAGUCAUCACACCGCCUGCUCGCCUACAGCGAUGCGCUCAUCUCCAUCAUCGCCACUGUAAUGAUAUUGCCUGUUGCGCAUACAAAAUUUCAGGAUAAUGAGGUGAAAAGUUACAUUAUGUCACCCUUCCAGGAAUAGUUCACCCCUUAUUUUAAGCUAUACCCAUGAGAUUUCCACAGAAGGCAGACAAACACAAAAU